AUGGACUUGUAUUAUUCUCCCUUGGAGGACGAAACGCUCACUGAUCCCACAGCAAUGUUUGCAGAAGUCUCUUUUCUGCUCCUCCUUGCAGGUGGAUCAACUUUAAAGUUGCAGCAACAACCUGAUGAUCAACCAGAAUCAGCUCAAAGCUUUCCAAACAUGCCAGGUGGAAAUUUCUCUGAACCAGAAGAUCCUGAUUAUCCUGACAAUUCUUUGCAAAUACUUCAAAUGCCCAAUAUAAUAAAUAUGUCUUACAUGGAGUAUCCAAUUCCUGAACAUUUUCCUCUGAUCUUUGAACAGAUUCGAGAAAACGAACUGGACAUUUCAGAAGAAUGCAGUUUUCAGGCUAUUUUAAACCACCUGAAUCUGACCAAAAACAGUGAUACGUUCGCUGUGAGUCGACCCGUUAAACACCACAACCGUUUAACGUGGGUUCUGCUGGAGAUGAAAAUCUACGCCAUCCUCGAUGUGAGAGAAACUGACCAGACUUUCAUUUCAUACAUUUGGGUUUAUUUGAGAUGGGACAAUGAGCACAUCUGGUGGGAUCCAGAUAAGUUUUGUGGAAUUGAUCAUAUUUUAGUUCCCACGCAGCUUUUGUGGAUGCCAGAUGUGACUAUUGAAGAAAUGACAGAACAAGACAAAGCCUCUCCGAGUCCUUAUCUCAACAUACGAAACUAUGGAUGGGUGGAAUUUAGAAAUGAUCAGGUGGUGAUCAGCUCAUGCAAGAUGCGUGUUUACAAAUUCCCCUUCGAUGUUCAGAGCUGCAACAUCUCCUUCAAAUCAAUCAUGCACUCAGAUGAUGAAAUAACAUUAUUCUACAAUAAGAACAAUACAAUGAUCACCGAGUGGUCCCGUGAAACUAUGCAGACGCAGUACGAGUGGCUGUUUGUCAGCAUGUCGGUCACAAGCAAAACUGUGAAACAUUUUGGCUUCAACCAGACAACGAUUGUUUACACUGUAAACAUGCAGAGAAGGUCUGUCCUCUAUAUUGCAAACUUCCUGCUGCCCGUCCUUUUCUUCUUGUGUCUGGACUUCGCCUCCCUCCUGAUGUCAGACACCGGCGGCGAAAAGAUUGGCUUCAAAAUCACCGUGCUGCUCGCCGUCACCGUGAUGCAGCUAAUUCUCAACGACAUUCUUCCCAGUUCCUCAGACAAGAUUCCACUAAUAGCUGUUUACUGUAUGGGGAUAUUUGGUCUCAUGCUGAUCAGCCUCUUGGAGACGAUUUUGGUGAUUCAUCUAAUUGAUAAAGAUGCAUCAUCUCAAGACAACGAAACAACCGAGAACCGAAAACUGAACGAGAGUCAAGAGAACAACAGCUUCCACUGCUGCUUUUUGGGGAUAAAGAAAAUGAGCCUCUGUGCAUCUUCCAAUAAUACACCAGCUGAUGGAGCACCGUCAGUAUAUAAAGAGGUUAGCAGCGGCCACCACACUGAAGUGUCUCUUGCUCUAGAAAAGCUUUCAGAUGAGAUUGGAGAGAUUAAGAAAACGCUCACGCUGCUCAGCUGCAGAAACAAAAAUGAGAAACCUGGCUACUGGACCCGAGUGGCUCAGAAAAUCAACAAAGUUUUUGCAGGUUUUUAUGUCGUAUCAACCAUUGCGUUUUUACUGACCAUCUUUACAAUGUGGUAUUCUGCAGAUGACUAA
Nematolebias whitei (Rio pearlfish) is the source of this 1644-nucleotide messenger RNA. RefSeq names its product 5-hydroxytryptamine receptor 3A-like. The coding region runs from base 1 to 1644 and encodes 547 amino acids. Gene Ontology annotation, cellular component: synapse; neuron projection; membrane. Gene Ontology annotation, molecular function: extracellular ligand-gated monoatomic ion channel activity; transmembrane signaling receptor activity; neurotransmitter receptor activity. NCBI's taxonomy places the organism in Eukaryota, Metazoa, Chordata, Actinopteri, Cyprinodontiformes, Rivulidae. The record is from RefSeq and is a predicted model, not a curated record. Gene Ontology annotation, biological process: monoatomic ion transmembrane transport; signal transduction; chemical synaptic transmission. The transcript is spliced from 14 exons.